This is a messenger RNA of Symphalangus syndactylus (siamang), 5986 nucleotides long. It is a transcript of the gene KBTBD3, whose product is annotated as kelch repeat and BTB domain containing 3. Lineage: Eukaryota; Metazoa; Chordata; Mammalia; Primates; Hylobatidae. The record is from RefSeq and is a predicted model, not a curated record. Gene Ontology annotation, molecular function: protein binding.
CAAGGUGGGCAGAUCACAAGGUCAAGAGAUUGAGACCAUUCUGGCCAACAUGGUGAAACCCCGUCUCUACUAAAAAUAUAAAAAUUAUUGUGUAUUUUUGAACAAAAACAUCGUGAAACUAAUAUUCAGUAUCUACCCACAUCCUUUUCCCCACGUCUCCUCUACUGGAUAGCCUGGAGGAUGGGGUAGUAAUUACUGCUUUAGAAUGUUCCAUGUUGAUCAAAUAUCCUUGCUAACAUCUAUUAUUCUAAUCUUCAAGAGAUCUUUUAGAAAUCCAGUGGAAUCUAAGGUUGUAGGAGAUAAUGUGUCUUUUGAUCCUCAGUGUCAACUUCCUCUAACACACAGAGGGAUUAAAAUACAUAUCUUUUAGUGGAUGAAAACAUAGAGCGAUUCCAAGGGGCAUCCAGGCAAUCUGGACUGAGUCACCCGAUUCUGUAGUUAUUUUAGACAGGCCAUAGAGAUGCCCUACAUUGCUGUUAUAGGUUAUUGAUGCCCCAGCUCAUCACUAGACUGGAGAAUGAGACCAGGAGUAACAUCUUGGCUACAUUGUGACACUGAGAAGACACCUUGAUCCUUUGCACAGCUUCAACACAUAUCUGUCAAACUAGUAUAGACUGUUUUCAAUCAUAUUGUCUGUGUAUCUGCUUUGGGUGCCCUUUUGCAUAGUAUAAAUACUUCCUGGCUAUUCCUUUUAUUUGUAUUUAUUUAUUUAGUUAGUUAGUUAGUUAUUUAGAAACAGAGCCUCACUCUGUCACCCAGGCUGGAGUACAAUGGUGCAAUCUCGGCCCACUGCAACCUCUGCCUCCCGGGCUCCAGCGAUUCUCUCGGUGAGCCUCUCAAGUAGCUGGGAUUACAGGCACCUGCCAUCAUGCCUGGCUAAUUUUUGUAUUUUCAUAGAGACAGGGUUUCACCAUUUUGGCCAGGCUAGUCUUGAACUCCUGACCUCAGGUGAUCCCCCCGCCUCCACCUCCUAAAGUGCUGGGAUUACAAGGGUAAGCCACCACUCCCAGUCCCUGGCUAUUUCUUUUAAACAUUUGUUUUCAUCAUCUUGGAGUUAGGGAGGCUUGCACAAAUCUCCUGCCAAUUCUCUAUUAUUUCCUUUGAUUCUGACACUCCAGAUUAGACAACUUUGCAAUGAGAGCUCUUGUGUUCAACUUCACUCUUAUGCCCUAGGAAUUAUUAGAGAGCUGCUUCUCUUGUCCCUUCCUCCACGAUUUUAUAAGUAUAAACUUAUUGAUUAAUGUCAAUUAAAUGAUUUGCUCGUCAUUUCUGUUAAAUUUCUUAGAAAAUAAGCCUUAACUUCUACUUAUUUUACACACAUUAUAUGCUAAAUUACGUUUCUUUUUGAGACAGAGUCUCUCUCUGUCACCAGGCUGGAGUGCAGUGUUGGGAUCUCAGCUCACUGCAACCUCCACCUCCUGGGUUCAAGUGAUUCUCCUGCCUUAGCCUCCUGAGUAGCUGGGACUACAGGCAUGAGCCACCACGCCCAUCUAAAUUUUACAUUUUUAUUAGAGACAGGGUUUCACCAUGUUGGCCAGGAUAGUGUCAAACUCUUGACCAUGUGAUCCGCCCACCUCGGCCUCUCAAAGUGCUGGGAUUACAGGCAUGAGCCACUGCGCCCAGCCAAUUAUGUAUUUUUUUUAAAUAUUCUCAACAACACAACUAGAUAGAUAUAGUUUAUCUGCAUUUUACAGAUGAUGAAAAUAAUAAUAAAAAAUUAGAAGUUAUUUACCUCAAAUAUAUCACAAGUAAAUGCUGAACCAGCAUUGGAACUCCAGCCUGAUUCUAAUGCCCUACUUUUUCUUUCAUUUCGCAUUGUUAAAAGAAAAGCUUUAGGCAAAUAAAAUUUAACAGAGUUUGAGCAAAGAACAAUUCAUGAAUCAGGUAGCAUUCAAAACUGAAAGAGGUUCAGAGAGCUCCACUCCAGCAGUGUGACCAGCAAGCUUUUAUAGGUUGAACAUGGAAACAAAGUAGAGAAAUUACCUGAUUGACUACAGCUAGGCAUUUGCCUUAUUUGGAUAUUGUCUGAUGGAAGUUCCCUGUUUGUCACCAGUAGGUUGGUUGGCUGUUUGUGAUUGGCUAAGGCUUGUUUUUGGUUUUUGGUUUUUAAGUCAGUUACAAUAAAUGUUUCCAAGUUAAGUUUCAGUUCUCUUAACAUAAGAGGGCUGGUUACAGAGCGUAACCUCAGGCUAGUAGCCAUCUUAUUUAACAACAUUAUAUCAUACUCUUGGGAAGAUAUAUGAUUUUUACACAAGCUAAUAUUUCACAUCUGUGUAUUUUAUAAAUAUUAGAAAAGAAGAGGAAACAUGCAUAAUUUUAAAAACAGUCUUACAAGUGACUUAUGAAGAUGCCUUGUGAGUUCUAAGGACAUAUGGAAUUGGCUAUGGAUAAUUCAUAUGCUUUCAAUCAACGAAGCACCUGUAAUGGAAUUCCAUCUGAGAAGAAAAACAACUUCCUUGUAUCAGAAGAUCAUGGACAAAAAAUCUUAAGUGUACUACAGAAUUUUAGAGAACAAAAUGUCUUUUAUGAUUUCAAAAUAAUUAUGAAAGAUGAAAUAAUCCCGUGUCAUCGUUGUGUGUUAGCAGCAUGCAGUGACUUUUUCAGGGCUAUGUUUGAAGUAAACAUGAAAGAAAGAGAUGAUGGAAGUGUUACCAUUACUAAUUUGUCCUCCAAAGCAGUAAAAGCAUUUCUCGAUUAUGCCUAUACUGGAAAAACAAAAAUAACAGAUGAUAAUGUGGAAAUGUUCUUCCAGUUGUCAUCAUUUCUUCAAGUUUCCUUCCUAUCCAAAGCUUGCAGUGACUUUUUAAUAAAAAGUAUUAAUCUUGUCAAUUGUUUACAGUUAUUAUCUAUAUCAGAUAGCUAUGGCUCCACCAGUUUGUUUGAUCAUGCAUUACACUUUGUACAACAUCACUUUUCUUUAUUAUUUAAAUCCAGUGAUUUCUUAGAGAUGAAUUUUGGAGUACUACAAAAAUGUCUGGAAUCAGAUGAAUUAAAUGUUCCUGAAGAAGAAAUGGUACUGAAAGUUGUCCUUAGUUGGACUAAACAUAACUUAGAAUCAAGGCAAAAGUAUCUGCCUCAUUUGAUUGAAAAAGUGAGAUUACAUCAGUUAUCUGAGGAGACACUUCAGGACUGUCUGUUCAAUGAAGAGAGUUUACUCAAAAGCACAAACUGUUUUGACAUAAUCAUGGAUGCAAUUAAGUGUGUGCAAGGUUCUGGUGGACUCUUCCCUGAUGCUCGACCAUCCACAACUGAGAAAUACAUAUUCAUUCACAAAACUGAGGAAAAUGGAGAAAAUCAAUAUACAUUUUGCUAUAACAUUAAAACUGAUUCAUGGAAAAUACUGCCGCAAUCACACCUGAUUGAUUUGCCAGGAUCUAGUCUUUCGAGUUACGGAGAGAAAAUAUUCUUGACAGGUGGUUGCAAAGGGAAAUGUUGUCGAACGGUUCGACUGCAUAUUGCUGAGUCAUAUCAUGAUGCCACUGAUCAAACCUGGUGCUACUGUCCAGUCAAAAAUGAUUUCUUCUUGGUAUCAACUAUGAAAACACCAAGAACCAUGCAUACAUCAGUUAUGGCUCUCGAUAGAUUAUUUGUCAUAGGUGGAAAAACUAGAGGAUCCCGGGACAUUAAAAGUCUCUUAGAUGUUGAAUCUUACAAUCCUCUUUCCAAAGAAUGGAUAUCUGUUAGCCCAUUACCCAGAGGCAUAUACUAUCCAGAAGCAAGCACAUGCCAAAAUGUAAUUUAUGUUCUUGGAUCAGAGGUAGAGAUUACAGAUGCUUUUAACCCAUCACUUGAUUGCUUUUUUAAAUACAAUGCUACAACUGAUCAGUGGUCUGAACUAGUAGCAGAGUUUGGGCAAUUUUUUCAUGCAACAUUAAUUAAAGCUGUACCAGUAAACUGUACACUGUAUAUAUGUGACCUUUCCACCUAUAAGGUUUAUAGUUUUUGUCCAGACACUUGUGUUUGGAAAGGCGAAGGAUCUUUUGAGUGUGCAGGCUUUAAUGCAGGUGCAAUUGGAAUUGAAGAUAAAAUUUAUAUAUUAGGUGGUGAUUAUGCACCAGAUGAAAUCACAGAUGAAGUGCAGGUCUACCACAGCAACAGGUCUGAAUGGGAAGAAGUUUCACCAAUGCCUAGAGCCUUAACAGAAUUUUACUGCCAGGUGAUUCAGUUUAAUAAAUACAGAGACCCAUGGUUUUCUGAUCUAUGUGCUUGAACAUUCUAAAACGAGUCCAGUUCUAGUAACCUAAAGUAAAUUUGUUAACCAAAAUGAUAGGUAAAAAGAUCUAUACAUCUUAAUGAAAUAAAACGUUCCUGCUUUUAGUUAUGUAUGUACACCAUAUAUGAAUAAACAGUUUCCAAAAACUUAAAAUACACAAUAUAUUUUACCAAAAAUUAUACUGAAUAUAAUUUAACCUUGGGGUAUCCAGAGUACUUAGUAUUUUCACAUGAAACUACAAAUCAUAUACUCUGACACUUUGAUUUUUAAAGUACUCUGUCCAUAAAAGAUUUGUACUAUUUAGAUGGGAGAAAUCUCUUGAGAAAGUAAAAAUGAAUUACACUGUAUCUUAUAUGAAGUAAAAAAUAAAUCAGAGGUGAGAAUAUUGUUACUGUGGGUAUGAGUUGUUGAAUUCCUAUCAUUUGUGACUGGUUAACUUAAGUACCCUUUUUACCCUUUUUUAGUUAGUUCAGAAAUAAUUCUCCCAGCUUUAUAAAUAGUACACUAAACAUAGUUUAACUUUUUUUAAUGACUCAUUUUUUCAUUAACAGCAUAAUGUACCAUGUUAUAAUGCCAUUAGCAAUUACUUAAAUGCUUUAAAAAUUGCUGAUUCUAUUAGUUUUCAAUGUCAGUUGGUUUCAAUUUCUAGCUCUCUCUCUCUCUCCCCCUCCCCCUCAUUUUCUGGUUCAAUCUUAGUAAAUUAACAUUCUGGAUUUAAUUAGUAGUUCUAAGUUACACCUGGCCUGAGUUUAUGUUAACAUGUAACCCUCAAUUGGAAAUUUUUGGAUUCUGGGAUGGUAGUACUAAAAUACUUUUUAUGUAUUUUUAUGUAUCAUUGCUAGGUUCCAGCCUAAUUGAGGACAUAGAAAAUUGACCUCUAAUUAAGUGGAUCAUUAUUAUGGCAUUUCUUAAGCUUUGUCCAAAUUUGAGCUACAUAAAACAUUUCAGGAUUUAAAUUAGUACCAUAUCAAUUUUCUGUGAUGAUGUAUACCAACUAUAAAGCACUAUAUUGGUUUACUACUUCAGUAAAUUAUUCUUAGUGAAUUAUUUUCUAAAUUAAAAAAAUGACUUGGCUUUUGGUAUUGAUAAUAGUAUUCACAACCUGCAUCUGUUAAGAUGUUUGAUCUUUAACCCACACAGUGUAAGAGUACUGUGGUCCUUUUUCUCAGGUAGGUGAUUCUGCCUUCCAAGAGUAUAUGUUUCUUUAAUCAGUUUAAAAGAUAAAGGCAUUUUGGGUUUUAAGACCCCUGCUUUACAUCUCAGGUAAUGUGUAGAUUGUAUUUCUCUGGAACCAAAUGUAGUUUUCUACACCCAGUUGUAAAUGUUAAUAUUUCUCAGAUGUGCACAUUCUUUAAAAGUGUGUUCCUAAGUAGAAAUAUACCUAAAUGAAGAUUCUCUUAUUUUAUCAUAUAAAUUCAUGCAACCAUAAGUUCCAAAUGUAUUUUUCAAAAUGGAAUGGAAUAUCAGAGUACAUUUUCAUGAAGUUUAAAAAUCAAGGACUGUUCCUGAUUAGAUGACAUAUUUAUAAAGAGUAUUCUGUAAAAUUGGUGGCCUUCUUAUCUAAGCACAUGAGUAGUUGGCUCUGCACUUUGUGUAUUUAAAAAAGGAAAAUUCAGUGGAGGCUUUUGUUUGUGUGUGUGUGGCUUUGAAAACUAAUUAUUUGAGAAAGACCAUAACACAGUGAGUAGCCUAUAUGUGGAUUUUACUGAACUGUUAAUUUAAGGAUAUAUAUUAAUAGAGUAUGUUUAAAAUAAAUAUUGUUUUCACCACUGA